AUGAGUCAGCAGCGGCCAGCGAGGAAAUUGCCCAGCCUUCUCGUGGACCCGGCGGAGGAGACCGUUCGCCGCCGUUGCCGAGACCCCAUCAACGUGGAGGGCCUACUGCCAUCAAAAAUAAGGAUUAAUUUAGAAGAUAACGUACAAUAUGUUUCCAUGAGAAAAGCUCUAAAAGUGAAGAGACCUCGUUUUGAUGUAUCAUUGGUUUAUUUAACUAGAAAAUUUAUGGAUCUUGUCAGAUCUGCUCCUGGGGGUAUUCUUGACUUAAACAAGGUUGCGACAAAACUGGGAGUACGGAAACGGAGAGUAUAUGACAUCACCAAUGUCUUAGAUGGAAUCGACCUAGUUGAAAAGAAAUCUAAGAACCAUAUUCGGUGGAUAGGAUCUGAUCUUAAUGAUUUUGGAGCAAUACCCCAGCAAAAGAAGCUACAGGAGGAACUUUCUGACUUAACAGCAAUGGAAGAUGCUUUGGAUGAAUUAAUUAAGGAUUGUGCACAGCAGUUGUUUGCAUUAACAGAUGAUAAAGAAAAUGAAAGACUAGCAUAUGUGACAUAUCAAGAUAUUCAUAGCAUCCAAGCCUUCCAUGAACAGAUUGUUAUUGCAGUUAAAGCUCCAGCAGAAACCAGAUUGGACGUUCCAGCUCCCAGAGAAGACUCUAUCACUGUACAUAUAAGGAGCACAAAAGGACCUAUUGAUGUUUAUUUAUGUGAAGUAGAACAGGAAGAUACAAGUAACAAAAUGUCUGAAGAUGCAGGGACCUCUUCAUCUGAAAGCAAACCUCCAGAACACCGUGAUGAAGAAGAAAAUCCUCCUCAGCAAAGUGAGGAAUUGCUUGAAGUGAGCAACUGACUACCUAGAGCAUUUGAGAAUUCAUGUAUUAAGUUCUUUUGGAAUAUCCAGUAUGGAAGAAUUGUGCAU
Molecule: messenger RNA, 918 nt
Organism: Orycteropus afer afer
Lineage: Eukaryota; Metazoa; Chordata; Mammalia; Tubulidentata; Orycteropodidae
Gene: E2F6
Product: E2F transcription factor 6
Biological process (GO): regulation of transcription by RNA polymerase II
Cellular component (GO): RNA polymerase II transcription regulator complex
Molecular function (GO): DNA-binding transcription factor activity, RNA polymerase II-specific; RNA polymerase II cis-regulatory region sequence-specific DNA binding; protein dimerization activity
Source: RefSeq, a predicted model, not a curated record